Molecule: messenger RNA, 1019 nt
Organism: Diospyros lotus (date-plum)
Lineage: Eukaryota; Viridiplantae; Streptophyta; Magnoliopsida; Ericales; Ebenaceae
Product: adenine phosphoribosyltransferase 3-like
Exons: 7
Coding region: 176-724 (182 amino acids)
Biological process (GO): adenine salvage
Cellular component (GO): cytosol; cytoplasm
Molecular function (GO): adenine phosphoribosyltransferase activity
Source: RefSeq, a predicted model, not a curated record
UAAAUAUUGGUUGGCUUUUGCCUCCGCAUCUCUCUCCCUCUUUCUCUCUGUUGCAGCAACUUCUCCUCCAACCAUAAAAAAGUGGAAUCCGUGGAUACAAGAUUACAUACGAGGAGACACAGUCCUCUCUCUCUCUCUCGUUCGCUCUCGCUCUCUAUACAUCCCAUUCUUCGCAAUGUCGGCUUGCGAAGAGGUUGAUCCCCGCGUCCAUGGCAUCAAAUCCACAAUCCGUGUUGUUCCUGACUUCCCCAAACCAGGGAUUAUGUUUCAAGACAUCACGACGCUGUUACUCGAUCCAAAGGCUUUCAAGGACACCAUCGAUUUGUUCGUCGAACGCUACAGAGACAAAAACAUCUCAGUUGUUGCAGGAGUAGAGGCUCGGGGUUUUAUAUUUGGCCCUCCCAUUGCAUUAGCAAUAGGAGCAAAAUUUGUCCCCUUGAGAAAGCCGAAGAAGCUGCCCGGAAAAGUACUUUCAGAAAAGUAUACCUUGGAAUAUGGAGCAGAUUGUCUAGAGAUGCAUGUUGGAGCAGUUAAACUUGAUGAACGAGCUUUAGUGGUUGAUGAUUUGAUAGCUACUGGUGGGACCCUCUGUGCUGCAAUGAAUUUAUUGGAACGUGCUGGGGCUCAAGUUGUUGAAUGUGCAUGUGUAAUCGAGUUACCUGAUUUAAAGGGCCGGGACCGCUUGAAUGGGAAGCCCUUGUAUGUGCUUGUGGAGUCUCACUAGCAGUACCAUCUGUGCUGCAGCAUGGAUGAAUUCAAUGGGAUUGAAGCUAUGAAGUCUCCAUCAAAGGAAAAGCUUAGAGCAUCUACCAGUCUUGAAUUGCCCCUCACUCAAGAUUUAUUAUUAGAUCGCUUGCUGGCUGCUGGUUACUUGUGUUAUCCACUGAUAACUUCUUGUUGGCCUGUGAUUGAUCUCAAUCUCAAUCUCAAUCUCAGUCUCAGAAUGCAGUUCUUAAAUUCAAUCUCUAAAAAUCUCAGAAUGCACUUACUCCUUUCUGUCUCCAUCUCACCCACCCUAG